Messenger RNA from Mytilinidion resinicola, 222 nucleotides. RefSeq lists its product as uncharacterized. The annotation marks the transcript as partial. The record is from RefSeq and is a predicted model, not a curated record. The transcript has a single exon. Lineage: Eukaryota; Fungi; Ascomycota; Dothideomycetes; Mytilinidiales; Mytilinidiaceae. Gene Ontology annotation, molecular function: protein binding.
UGUCAACAUUACAACCACCACCACACCUUCAUCAUGGCGGAGCUCAAGCAUAUCCUCGAGCGGCUCGGGCUCGGAGAAUACUACGACACACUCGUCAGCAACGGAUUCGAGCGAUGGGACACGGUUCUUGAGAUCACGGAAGACGACCUGAGCGCACUCGAGUUCAAGCGUGGACAUCGACGUCUUCUGCAGCGGGAGAUUACUCGCUUCCGCGAACAUCCC